Molecule: messenger RNA, 1254 nt
Organism: Anthostomella pinea
Lineage: Eukaryota; Fungi; Ascomycota; Sordariomycetes; Xylariales; Xylariaceae
Source: the annotation of a GenBank genome assembly
AUGGCGCCCAUUACUAGAAGACGCGCGAAGGCCAAAGAAACGGAAGCCGCAAGUCCAACCAUGUCGGACACACCCACAUCGACCGAAAUUACUGUUGAGGUGCCGAUUCUGCCUCGCGGAAAGCGGAAGUCUCUGACCAGCAACGUCGAAGACGCACAGAAUGUUGCAGUCCCACAGAGUGACUCGCCCAAACGACAGAAGCUUGCGGUGCGAACGAGAGAAGACGAGAUCACGAAAAGCGGCUGGUCGACGCACAUCGAGGUGCAAAUACCCAGCUCAUCAGCGCCAAGACCCCGGUCCAGCGCAGUAGCCGAUUCUCAGGAAGAAGAUGAUGAAGAUGACGACGAAUCAGAAGAAAAAGAAGAGCAUCAAGAAGGGGAGCCCGAAGCUGUCAAGCCCACGAAUGCCUCGAAGCAGCUGGAGGGAAGGCCCGAGGCCGUCGAGCCCACGAGUGCCUCCCAGCAGUUGGCCUCGCAGCAGUUGGAGAAGGAGGCAAGCCAGCAACUAGCCCGGCAGUCCGUGGAGCCCGAACCUACCCCGCAACCGAAACCCAUGUCGAAACAUGUAGUCUUCGGCGAUGAUGAUGAUGUGGAGAAGUUUGUCGCAGCGGCUGCAACAGAAACAAAGAAGGACGCGGAGGAGACAAAAGAGGAAAGCGACGGAGAGAAGAGCGACGAUGACGAAGCGCCUGAAGCUGUCUCGACACAGGCAACUGCCAAACAAACCUUGGAGUCAGCGAAAGCGGUAUCAGAGGCUGCCGACAAGCAAGUUGCCUCGUUGAAGCGGAAGCGGCAGGAGAGGGAUAACCUGCUCAAGCAACAAGCGCAAAAGCGCAAACGAACUCGCAAGCCAGUCAAGACAACCCACGAUGGCUCCAACGGCGAAGAAGUCACAAAUAAAGGGAGACAGAGAUCCGGAAAAGGCAAGUUGCCGGACAUGCUGCCCGCAGAGUUCCUUACGGACUCUUCAAGUGAUAGCGAAGAUGAGACGGCCUUGAAGAAAUUUGUGAAGAAGCCGAAGAAGAUCAACUUUGAGACCGCCUUGCAGACGAUCGGCAACGAAGGUAAGAGACCCCGCGAUGAGAUUGUGGGGACCACCCGUUACCGAGUGCUGGCAGAGCAGGCAGACAAAAGUCUUGCCCCGAAGAUGAACAAGAACUCUCUCAAGUCGAAACAGGCCCUUCUCAAGAGGAAUCGUGUAGGCAUCAUGCCCAAUAAGAAGAAAGGGUUCUUCGUUGGCAAAAAGCAGGUGUAA